Caenorhabditis bovis is the source of this 852-nucleotide messenger RNA. NCBI's taxonomy places the organism in Eukaryota, Metazoa, Nematoda, Chromadorea, Rhabditida, Rhabditidae. The record is from the annotation of a GenBank genome assembly.
AUGGCGGACAAUUAUAUAUCGGUUGAUCCGUUGUCCUCAAAACCCAUCGAAUGCUGGAAGAAGUAUGUGAAACAGGGACGGGUAUGCGAACCACUCAAACCGCUGCGCCUCGACACGCCGAUUUAUGAGAACAAAGUUCGGUUCGUAUGCAUUUCGGAUACGCACGAGAAAAUGCAUGAAGUGAGUGUUCUACCAUACAUUCCCGAUGGUGAUGUUCUCAUUCAUUCGGGCGAUUUUACGAAUUGCGGCGACAUUGGAGAAGUGAUCAAGUUUAAUGCGGAAAUCGGUUCACUUCCACACAAACAUAAACUGGUAAUCGCUGGCAAUCAUGAGCUUGGUUUCGAGGAUGGCGAGGAAAUGAACGAACGCCAAUUGGCUGGAUUGAACAUGCUUGGAAUUAAUAAAGCCUACGAGCUUCUCUCGAAUUGCACAUAUCUUUGCGACAAAACUUAUGAUGCUUAUGGCAUCAAAAUCUAUGGAGCCCCUUGGCAUUCAAUGCCGGGAUAUUCGUUUUACAGACCGAGAGGUCAAAAGAUUUUGCACAAAUGGAAUCAGAUUCCGGCGAAGAUUGAUGUGUUGAUCACCCAUACACCACCGCUCGGACACGGAGAUUUUAACGCUUGGGACAAAAUGGAUGGAAUUCUUGCCGGAUGCGCCGAACUUUUGAACACCGUUGAACAGAGAGUCAAGCCCAAAUUUCACGUUUUUGGACAUGUUCAUCAGAAGCACGGCGUGACAACAAAUGGAGAGACAAUGUUCAUUAAUGCUGCUCUUUGCGAUCAUAAAUUGCGUAGCGCCUACGAUCCGAUCAUCUUCGACAUUCCAUUGCCGCCAGGCAAAUCGAAACAAUAA